Messenger RNA from Nicrophorus vespilloides, 1323 nucleotides. RefSeq names its product lipase 3-like. The coding region runs from base 1 to 1239 and encodes 412 amino acids. Gene Ontology annotation, biological process: lipid metabolic process. NCBI's taxonomy places the organism in Eukaryota, Metazoa, Arthropoda, Insecta, Coleoptera, Silphidae. The record is from RefSeq and is a predicted model, not a curated record. Gene Ontology annotation, molecular function: hydrolase activity, acting on ester bonds. The transcript is spliced from 4 exons.
AUGUUCCGCUUUGUUUUAAUAUUAGCAUUGUUGGGUGGCUCUCGGGCUAAUCCAACAAGUGAUAUAGAUGAUAUACUAAAAGAGUAUCCAAAUUCAGUUGUGGAAUUUAGUGAAUUUAAUGAUGGAGAUCUAACUGUGCCUGAAUUGAUAGAAAAAUAUGGAUAUCCAGUGGAAACGCACCAUGUGAUAAACAGUGACGGAUAUAUAUUGGAGCUGCAUAGGAUACCUUAUGGCAAAAAUCAAAAUUCGACUAUUAAACGACAAGUCGCUUAUUUACAACACGGAUUGUUGUGUUCGUCAGCUGAUUGGGUCAUCGCUGGACCAGGAAAAGGACUUGCUUAUUUAUUGGCUGAUGCUGGAUAUGAUGUGUGGUUGGGCAAUGCAAGAGGUAACGUCUAUUCUAGAAGACAUGUGACUUUGGAUCCUGAUAGUGAUGCGAAAAAAUUCUGGGACUUCUCUUGGCAUGAAAUUGGCACUGUCGAUGUUCCAGCAAUGAUUGAUUUCGCUUUAGAACAUACCGGCCAAAGUAAAUUAUUCCAUAUUGGUCAUUCGCAAGGAACAACAACGUUUUACGUUAUGUGUUCAGAGAGACCGGAAUACAAUGACAAAAUCAUUGCUCACUUCAGUUUGGCUCCAAUUGCUUUCAUGAAACACAUGACCAGUCCUUUAUUACAAAUUGUAUCUAUUUUCCCUGGCGGUCUCGAAGCUGCGUUAAAAGUUAUCGGCAUGAACGAGUUUUUGCCAAACGAUGGACUUUUAAGUAAUGUUUCAGAAGCAUGGUGCGACAAGUCCAUUUUACAAUCUGUAUGCACCAACGCGAUAUUCGUGCUUUGCGGUUUCAAUAAAGCACAAAUGAAUACGACUCUUUUGCCCGUCAUUCUGAAACACACUCCAGCUGGUGCUGCAUCCAAACAAGUAAUACAUUACAUCCAAGAAAUUAAAUCAGGUUUCUUCCGACAGUACGACUAUGGUUUAAUUAAAAACAUCAAAAUCUAUAACAAAUUCAGUCCACCAAACUAUAAACUUGCCAACAUUGAUGCACCAAUUUACAUGUUCAACAGCAAAAACGAUUGGAUGUCUGCCGAAGUCGAUGUAAACCGUUUGUACAAUGAGUUACCAAAUGUCCAAGGAAAGUUUUUGGUUACGGAUCCAAAAUGGAACCAUUUGGAUUUUAUUUGGGGCAUCCAAGCUCCAGAACUUCUUUACAAUAAAGUCAUCAGUUUAAUGUCUGACCUGUAAUUCACACUAAAUACGCAUUUUCGAAUAACUGAAAUAUUAUGAUGAAAAAAAUAAAUAAAUUACAUAUUAAGUGUUUAUAUUGUA